UGCUGGACGGGAAGUGGGCGGGGCUGGAAAGGAGCUGCUCGCUGGGCGCCGGGUGGCCGAGUGGCAGAGUGAAGACCUACCAGCCUGGCUGCAGCCCCCGUGAUGCUCUGGCCAUGGCCUCGGGAGCCUCACAGCAGGACAGCCAGACGGCAGAGGAGAUCCCCAGCUUCCUGGACGCGUUCCUCCACGACUUCCCAGCCCCGCUGAGUCCAAACAGCCCUUUGCCAUGGAAGGUCCCAGGCAUGGUGCUAAGCCAGGAGGAGGUGGAGGGCGAGAUGGCCGAGCUGGCGAUGGGCUUCCUGGGCAGCAGGAACGCUCCACCAUUGCUUGCGGCAAGUCUGGCCCAUGAGGCUGUUUCCCGGCUGCUACAGAUGGACCUUUCUGAGUUUAGGAAGUUGCUGAAGCAGGAGGAUGAGGAUGGUGAUGAGGAGGAGAAGGCCCCCGUGACCUUGCUGGACGCUGCAGGCCUGGCGCGGAGCCUCUUCAACCAGCUGUGGGAAGUGUGCAGCCAGCAGCAGGUGCAGGAGCACGAGCCUGUGGAGGCCCAGGUUCUGCAGCUGCCGUGGCUGGUUUCUGUCCACGCCGUCCGCAAUGCCCGCCGCAGGAUGGAGGACCGACACGUGUGUCUCCCUGCCUUCAACCAGCUCUUUGGCCUGUCAGACUCUGUGGACCGCGCCUACUUUGCCGUGUUUGACGGGCAUGGUGGGGUGGACGCCGCGAGGUAUGCAAGUGUGCAUGUGCAUGCCAAUGCUGCCCGCCAGCCGGAGCUGCCCACAGACCCUGCAGCGGCUCUCCGAGCAGCCUUCCGUUGCACCGAUGAGAUGUUCCUCCGGAAAGCCAAGAGGGAGCGGCUGCAGAGCGGCACCACAGGGGUGUGUGCACUCAUUGCCGGGAGCACCCUGCACGUUGCCUGGCUCGGGGACUCCCAGGUACUCCUGGUGCAGCAGGGGCAGGUGGUGAAGCUGAUGGAUCCACACAGACCUGAGCGACAGGACGAGAAGGACCGCAUCGAGGCGCUGGGCGGCUUCGUGUCACACGUAGAUUGCUGGAGAGUCAAUGGGACGCUGGCCGUCUCCAGAGCCAUUGGGGACGUCUUCCAGAAGCCCUACGUGUCUGGGGAGGCGGACGCAGCCUCGCGGGAGCUGACGGGCUCCGAGGACUACCUGCUGUUGGCCUGCGAUGGCUUCUUUGAUGUGGUCCCUCACCAGGAGGUGGCUGGCCUUGUGCAGAGCCACCUGGUCGGGCAGCAGGGCAGUGGGCAGCGCGUGGCCGAGGAGCUGGUGGCUGCAGCCCGAGAGCGGGGCUCCCACGACAACAUCACGGUUAUGGUGGUCUUCCUCAGGGACCCCCGAGACCUACUGGAGGGUGGGGCCCAGGGGGCGGGCCUCUCUGAGCCAGAGACCCCAGCUGCCCCCAGAAGCUAGGAGGUCCAGGCUCCCCACCCUGUGAUUCCCACCUCAGAUGCCUUAGGACCUGGCAGGAGGUGGGCAGGCACCACCACCCAAGCACGUUCCCCCAUGUGCCUCUCUGUCCCCUGCUUGCGUUGGCCAUCCUGGUGACUGCCGAGGGUGGCACGCCCUGCUCACGGCAGGCGGUGGGAUGGCAGGAUCUCCAAAGGAAGCCCCAGAAUGGGAUGGGGCCCAGCAAGUAGACAGGCUUUGUGCCCCAUCAGGCAGGGAUGGGACCAGACCAAAGACACCUGGCAUGUGCACAGAGCAGCAGGACGCUACCUGGGGGACACUCAGGCAGAACCAGGAACCACAGACAUUUUCAGGCACCCUGGGCACCCAGCAAAGAUUUCUCACCCACCCCUCACUGCGGGUGACUGGGAGGCAUAUAUGGACAGAUGUGCCUGGCGGGUCCUGGUGCCUGGUGGGUCCUGGCCAAGGCAGGUGGCUUCCCAAAGUAUGUGAGGGGGGGCCUCCUGGGCAAGGGAGGGGUCCUGUCAGCAGUGCCCAUGCAUCAGUGACUUCCCUGGUCCCUGUUGCCCAUGGUGCACCAGGGAGGGGAUGUUCAGACAAAGACGAGUGUGUCUUGUUUGUGGUCUUUUUUUUUUUUUCCAGGGAAAAGUCUAAUUCAGAAGCAGUAUUUCAGGUUCUGUCCUUGUUAUGUCAGUGCCAAGAGGACCUAUUGUGUCAUGUAACUUGAAUAGAGCUCAGCAUUUAUUUUAUUCUUUAGAAAACUUAAGUAUUGAUUUUUUUUUUUUUUUGAGAAGUGUCUUUUUCAGUAUUACUGAAUUUUUUUUCCCAAGUCAGGAUUUAAACAAACACUUUUCCAGGUGGUGUCAAUAAGCCAUUCAAGUGCCUUAAACAGCUUUAGGCAAGGCUGCAACUGCCAGGCCUGUGACCGAUUCUGAUAGCAUGUUUAAGUUGUUACAAAAGCAGGAUUUAUUUUGUCAUAGUGGCAGGAUUUUGGCCAGAAUUCUUCCUACAAGAGUUCUUUCUGCCUUUGUGAUGUGCCAAUGAGAGUGAGAGCUGGGCCAAGUGGUCUGGGCUGGACUGCAGGGCCGGAAUCAGGUGGCCGCAGCCCUGCUUGCCUCCCCACCCGUCUCAGCCCUACCACUCACAUCUCUGACUGGACCCCAGGCUGAGGGACUAAGCUCCGUGAUCAAGCGGGUCCUUGCUGCUGUGUGGAAUAUUCCAGAAGGUCUUGCCUAUUGGUCACUGAAUUGGUUUCACCUGCAAGUACGCGUAAGGGGCUCUGCAAGGCAGAGGCAGCCUGUGGGUCUCUGGCUGCAUUUGGAGGAGGUGGUGGUGCCACCGGAAGCCUGAGCUGCCCGCCUGCUGCAGCCCCUCCAUCGGCCCUGAGGGUGGCAGCCUCUGCUGCCUUGCUCUGCCUGCAGCCCACCUGCCUGUGAAGCUCAGAGGCCUCAGGACGCAGUGACACAGGUUUGCUCAUGUCCAGUGGGGCAGAUAUGAUUAUGUGUGGACUUGAAAUUGCAGGCCUGGACCCCUGGGGAAAGGGGUCUCUGGUGGCAGGUCUAGGAAGGUCAGCAGGUGGCUUAGUGAGGCUUCAGGGAUGCCCCUUGGGGGCUUGUGGGACUGGGCAGGGGGAGGAAGCUUAGUGCCAAUGGCUGUGGGGCCCCAUGGGGGCGACCAUAGUCCACUCCCAGCAGUGGGCCUGGAUGAGCUGUGCAGGGAGCCCCUGGCGUCAGCCAGGGCACCAGGGUAGGGGCAGUGUGAGAGCCUCUCCUGAGGCCAGUCCACUGUCCAGCAAGAGGGGAGGGAGACCUUGGGGGUGGGGACGCCACCUGCAGCCUUAGCAUUUCCACUCCCAGCUGUGGUCAGUGCCUCGCUCCAGAGCUCUGUUUAAAAAGCAGCUUUAAUGUGGUCACAGCAGUUCAGAGAUUUGCUCCAUUUAACCUGAAGGCCCUGCCUUCUGGGGGCCAGAGGUCCCCUCGCAGCCCAGGAGCAAGGAAACGCUGUCCUCCCUCCACAGGGGGCUGGAUUGUGCCAAACCUGGGCACAGAGGCCCUCUUCCUCCCAACUGGGCACCUUCAGCCUGGUCUGGAAACCCUUCCAAGCCCUAGCUUUGUCAUAGUCAUUGUCUUUGUGCCUCCCUGGACCUCAGUGUCCUCUCUGCGGGACACAGUGGCACUGAGUCUGCAGCAACGCCUGGAUUUCUGGAAUCUCCGGGCCUCGAGGCCAGCCGGGCCUGCUGGGGAGGUGCUGCCAGUGCAGUGCCAAGGGCCCCUCCCCUGCAGCAGGGUGAGAUGAUUAAGGGUUAUUAGUGACUAUUCUUAACAUGAAGUGGGCUGGGAAAGAAUCAAGCUCCUAAUGCCAGUGCCUGCUUUAUAUGGGAUACAAAGCCGGAGUCCUGUGGCCCUGCUGGUACAAGUGGGGCUGAUCCCAGUUGGCAGGGAUUGGGGAGGCCCAGGGAGGGCACCAGGUGCCAGCCCUCCAGUGUCAAGCCCCCAACCUGCUGAAAUCCAAGGGGCAAACUUCACCCAGCCCAGCUUCAGCAUCCAGGAUUAGGAAAUGGGUGUUUUGGGAGGAAGAGCAGUGGGGUGGGGGAGGCCCCACAGGAGAACCCCAAACCCUCUGGUGUGCUAGAUCGGCUUCCGAAGACCCCUGCCCUCCCUGGGCCAGCAUGCAGCCCUGCCUUGCCCCUUCUCCUGUGGCUGGAAGUCCACUGUGGACUUGGGUGUCCUGGGCACCUCAGCAGUAUCCCCAGGGCGGGCACGUAGCCCACCCCUGGGCCUGGCCCCCAUUCAAGCCACAUGGAAACCUGUGCAAAUUGAGCUUUGAGUUUGAUUCUGGCUGCGGCCCCAGGGCCGAGGCUCCACAGCUUUACCAGAGCACCUCCAGCCUUUCAAGGCAUUAUCUGUGCACGUCUCAGUGGGCUUCCUGGAAGUGUUCUGUGCAAGAGGCACUUGUUUCCAGGCGGGGUGGCUGUUUCCACUUCUGAGGGACAAGUGCCUGGGGCCAAGGUGUCAAUAAACCACAAGUCCAAACCCA
Phacochoerus africanus (Common warthog) is the source of this 4457-nucleotide messenger RNA. RefSeq names its product protein phosphatase, Mg2+/Mn2+ dependent 1F (gene PPM1F). Lineage: Eukaryota; Metazoa; Chordata; Mammalia; Artiodactyla; Suidae. The transcript is spliced from 8 exons. Gene Ontology annotation, biological process: negative regulation of protein kinase activity; protein dephosphorylation. Gene Ontology annotation, molecular function: protein serine/threonine phosphatase activity; cation binding. Bases 114 to 1424 code for a protein of 436 amino acids. Gene Ontology annotation, cellular component: cytosol. The record is from RefSeq and is a predicted model, not a curated record.